UGAUAAUGACUGAUACUAAAGGAUCUAUGGUGGCUCCAUUAUCUAAAUAUAAACUAGUAUUCUUAGGAGAUCAAUCGGUUGGAAAAACUUCUAUAAUAAAUCGAUUCAUGUUUGACACUUUUGAUGGCAAAGAUCAUGUAAGACAGUUUGAAUAUUCAAGCCUACAGUUGGUAUCGAUUUUAUCUCCAAGACCCUUUACUAUGAGGAUAGAACCAUUCGACUUUAAUUGUGGGAUACUGCUGGAUAAGAGAGAUUUAGAUCCCUAAUACCAAGCUAUAUUAGGGAUAGUGCAGUUGCUGUAGUUUGUUAUGAUGUUGAGGGUAAUUUCUAAUAAUACAAAAGUGAAACAAUCAUUUGAGAGUGUUGUAAAAUGGAUUGAAGAUGUACGCUUAGAAAGAGGCAACGAUGUAAUCAUCUUUGUAGUGGCCAACAAGAUUGAUCUUGAUAACAGGUAACUAAUGCAUAUUAAUGGGAAGAGUUGUAUCCACAGAGCAAGGAGCUACUCUAGCCAAGGAACAAGAUGCUCACUUUAUUGAAGUUAGUGCAAAAUCAGGAAGCAAUGUUGAAUUACUAUUCAAAUAAAUAGCAGCUACUCUUCCAGGUACUGAAACAUCUUAAAUGGUGAAUUCUGUUGUGAACCAUCCAACCUAACGUAUUCAAUUUCUUUGAUCAAUUAGCAAAUAUAAAAAUAGAUAAUCCGUAAAAUUAAGAUUAGGAAAAAAAAGAUGGAAAGUCAUGUUGUUGAUUUCCUUAUAUUAUUAUAAUAUAUAAUUAUCUAUUCAUAAGUUCUUACAUAUUUAUCACACUCUAAUUUGAUCUUAGAUUGAUUUUAUUAAUUUGAAUUCAAUCUAAUUUANGGUCAUAAGGUAUAAUAUUAAAUUAUUUUAAAGGUGGGACCUAUUAUCUAUGGUGGUUUAUUCUUUGUUAUUGGUCUAUCU
This is a messenger RNA of Paramecium octaurelia, 938 nucleotides long. The record is from the annotation of a GenBank genome assembly. NCBI's taxonomy places the organism in Eukaryota, Ciliophora, Oligohymenophorea, Peniculida, Parameciidae.